AGGAUUGGGGAAUAGAGCAUAAAAUCUUCACUAUUUCAGUGGACAAUGCUUCAAACAAUGAUGUUGCAGUUAGAAUUGCCAAACAAACUUUCUCCAGGAGUCAUAAGCUACCUUUGGGUGGUAAGCUAUUUCAUGUGAGAUGCACUGCUCAUAUUAAAACCAUUGUUGAUGAUGUUAGGAAUAGUGUGCGAUUUAUUAAUCAGUCUGAGUCUAGGUUGAUGAAGUUUUCUGAAAUUGUGCAUCAUUUGGGAAAUCCGGUGAAAAAGUUAGUUCUUGAUUGUGUUACUCGUUGGAAUUCUACAUAUGAAAUGUUAGUUGUGGCCCUUAAACUUAAGGAUGCAUUCCCAAUAUUUGCACAAAGAGAGCCUUCAUAUAAAUGUUGUCCUAGCUUGGAAGAUUGGACUAGAAUACAGGAUGUUCUUAGCAUCUUAGAGGUGUUUUAUGAAGCUACUCAAGUGAUCUCUGGAACUAACUAUCCCACUUCUAAUGUUUUUCUUGGUGUUGUUUGGAGGGUCAAGCAUGUCUUAAAUGAAAAUGAGUUUCAUCAUGAAGAGGUCAUUAGAAAUAUGAUUGAAAAGAUGAAGAAAAAAUUUGACAAAUAUUGGGGUGAUUGCAAUCUUUUGAUGUCUAUUGGAGCAAUACUUGAUCCUAGGUACAAAAUGAGGUUGGUUGAUUUUGCUUUCAACCAAAUAUAUAAUGCAAAUGAUGCACGUGCAAAUGUGAAGAAUGUUAGGGAUGCAUUACAUGACUUGUUUUAUGAAUAUGUUGAAAUUGAUAACAUGAGAAAUCGAAGAGGUAGUUCUUCUGUGACACAUGUUGGGAGUUCGGUUGUUACUUCUACACGCUUUACUUCUAAAGAAAAAGUAGUCCUUUCUGGUUUGUCUUUGUAUGAUAAAUAUUUAGACAGUGUUGAAGAUGUAACUCCAAAAAAAUCAGAGUUGGACAUUUACUUGGAGGAAGGGGUUUAUAGGUGUCAAGAUGGUGAAGUAACCUCCCCUGUAUUUGAUGCCUUAUCUUGGUGGAAAUCUCAUGAAUUGAAGUUCAGUAUUUUGUCUAAAUUAGCCCGUGAUGUUUUAGCUAUUCCAAUUAGCUCCGUGGCAUCAGAAGCCACAUUUAGUGCGGGUACCCGAGUUCUAGAUCCUCAUCGUGCUAAACUAUCUUCUGACAUGGUGCAAGUUUUAAUUUGUGGAGCAGAUUGGGUUCGUCAACUUCAUGGGAUCAAUAAGCCUAUUAUGACAUAUGAGGAAGAAGAACCAAUUGAUGUCAUAUUGCAAGCAUGAUGGCUGGGGGAUAUUUGAAGUUUAAUUGUGAUUGUUAUUGUAGUACUUAAUUU
This is a messenger RNA of Ipomoea nil (Japanese morning glory), 1333 nucleotides long. RefSeq names its product zinc finger BED domain-containing protein RICESLEEPER 2-like. NCBI's taxonomy places the organism in Eukaryota, Viridiplantae, Streptophyta, Magnoliopsida, Solanales, Convolvulaceae. Gene Ontology annotation, molecular function: protein dimerization activity; DNA binding. The record is from RefSeq and is a predicted model, not a curated record. Bases 219 to 1280 code for a protein of 353 amino acids. The transcript is spliced from 3 exons.